Messenger RNA from Neoarthrinium moseri, 1854 nucleotides. RefSeq lists its product as uncharacterized. Bases 1 to 1854 code for a protein of 617 amino acids. Lineage: Eukaryota; Fungi; Ascomycota; Sordariomycetes; Amphisphaeriales; Apiosporaceae. The transcript has a single exon. The record is from RefSeq and is a predicted model, not a curated record.
AUGGCUGAUAUGGAAACCUCAACCAUGUCGGCUUCAUCUGAACCUAUCAGAUCUGUGCUCUACGCCAAGGGCGACAGCCUUCCCAGUGAUAUUUGCGCUGUCUUGCCAGACGACGUAGCGGAUGGGAAAGCCAACAAGCCGCUCAAUGUCAUUCUUGUCGACAGACUGGAAGCAAGCUGGAAAAAGGAUGUCAGGAUGGAGAAAACGGAUAGGGACGUGCACCUUGAGGUGAUACAUACGCUUCCCACGCCAGAUACACCCGGAUAUUCUCAUAGGGUGAUUUCUACCGGUAUCAACUACUCAGAGAUACAACAAUGGCUUCUCGACUGUAAAACAAACCAUUCCGAUUGCAGGCAAUGCGUUACCAGCAUAUCAGAGGAAGUACGCGCCGGGCUUCAGUUCAUCGAUUGCUCAACAAACUCUGUCGGCCCUCUUCCAAGUGAUGCGCUGUUUGUCGCUUUGAGCUAUGUCUGGGGCAAGGAAACAUCCAGACCAGCUUCCCAAAGCGAUAAGAACAAGUUCUCGCGAGUAGUCAUAGACAGUAUCGAAGUAGCUCGCAAGUUAGGCAUGCGGUACCUGUGGGUCGACCGGCAUUGCAUCGAGGAAGCCAGCCUAGACGAAACAAUCAGGCACAUGGACGUGAUUUACCAUCUCGCGCGGUUCACAAUCAUCGCUGCGGCCGGGAAGAGCGCUGAACAUGGUCUCCCUGGUGUAUCGAGAAAGUUACGAGUCUGGAAAGCAGAAGUGGGACCAUCGCCAUCGCAUAUUUCUGUCCGGAUGGGAUCUCCUCAUCACGAAAUAACCAAGUCUGUGUGGUCCACCCGCGGGUGGACGUACCAGGAAGGCAUGCUUUCAAGACGUUGCAUAAUAUUUACAGAGUCUCAAGUGACAUUCACUUGUUUGUAUUCUGCAUACCGCAGAGAAGGAUAUCGAAUUGCACACAGGAAUCGCGGAACGGUCGGGAGAAGGGGUUACCUACAGAAGCCGAAUUUCCAGACCGAGUCGCAGUUCUUGAGUUCCUCGGAAAGAGACAGCACUAUUCGAAGGACCAUCAACGAGUUUUGUAACCGAGAGCUCACGUUCGACGAAGACAAUCUGAAGGCACUGCUAGGAGUAUUACGUUUCUACGAGACAAGCUUUCAACACCCCCAAUUCUAUCAUUUUUGGGGUAUACCGGUGGUAGAGUAUUCGAGAUCUUCGCUCCUUCAUGACCUAUUCUUCGUCAACUCCUUGUUUUGGGAGCCGUUUCCGCCCCGUGUUCUGCGGCGCGUUGGAAACCUCCCCUCGUGGACUUGGGCUGGAUGGAGAGGGUGGAAUGGUGCGCAGCCUUACAGAUUGAACGGUGAUAUUUAUUAUGAACGAGAAGGAGUGCCUGAAUGUGAGGGCAUGGCCGAUCUCCAAAAGGAGCCGAAAUCGUUCAAUAUCACUCAGUUUUGCAACGAUGUGAGCCUACGGCGAGAGGCUGAGUUGAGCCCGGUGUUGUACCUUACCGCUUGGAUAACGACAAUCGAGUUUCCAGUUGCAAAAGAAUUAUCCGAGGACGAGAAAGCGUACUUGUAUGAGUCGCCUUUUUCUGACCGAAAGAUAUGGUACCGACUUUGUCCUCAUGCAGGUCAGUAUACGGAUUUAAUAGCCAAGCCUCUUACAAUCGCUGUACUUGGCUGGGCAGCACGUCUUUCAACUUCCGUCACUUGCUGCUUAGUGCUGGUGCCGGAAGGCCCGGAGAGUUUCUCCCGCGUUGGCACAUUGAGAACUACCUGGAACUUUCUGGACCUGGAAGGUAUUGGGCCGGAUACCAAGCACCUGCCAGGCACAGGCAUACGAUUUAAUUGGAGGCGUAUUGCCAUCAUUUAA